Brenthis ino (lesser marbled fritillary) is the source of this 1695-nucleotide messenger RNA. NCBI's taxonomy places the organism in Eukaryota, Metazoa, Arthropoda, Insecta, Lepidoptera, Nymphalidae. The record is from the annotation of a GenBank genome assembly.
AUGGAACAAUCAAUUUUUGGGUCAUGGGAUUACAUAAUUAUGGCGGCCACCAUGAUAGCUUCAAUAGCUAUAGGCUUAUAUUUUAGAUUUAGUGGUGGAAGGCAAAAAACGAAUGAGGAAUAUCUGAUGGCUGAUCGCAACAUGUCAAUAUUCCCAGUGGCAGUGUCCUUAAUGGCCUCCUUCAUGUCCGCCAUAACACUUUUGGGAGUUUCCGCAGAAAAUUAUUAUUACAGCAUGCAUUUCGUAGUCAUCAAUUUUUCUUACGGCAUUGCAACACCUAUAGCUUCCAGAUUAUAUUUACCAGUAUUCUUCGGGCUUCAAAAGACCAGUACUUAUGAAUACUUAGAGCUAAGAUUUGGCCCGCAUAUAAGAAUGCUAGCAUCCCUAACAUAUACUUUACAAAUGAUUUUGUACAAUGGAAUAGUUUUAUAUGCCCCAGCAAUAGUUCUGGAAUCGGUGACAGGGUUAGAUAGACUGGUAUCUAUCCUAGUGGUAGGAUUAGCGUGCACAUUCUAUUCAACUUUGGGCGGAAUGAAAGCAGUCCUUUUCACCGACCUUUUGCAAUCUCUUUUGAUGUUCAUGGCUGUGUUGAGUGUAGUAAUAUUUGCCUCAGUGCAGCUCGGGGGAUUCGGGCAAAUUUUCAUAAAAGCACAAGAAGGUGGUCGUUUAUAUUUUUCAAAUUUCAGUAUUGAUCCAACUGAGAGACAUACGUGGUGGUCUUUGUUGAUCGGCGGCUGCAUUACCUACCUUUCCUUGUAUGCUGUAAACCAUACACAGGUCCAACGUCUGCUAACAGUGAGCACCUUGGGGCGUUCACAAAAGUGUCUAUGGUGGAGUUGGCCUGUACUAAGUGCCCUGAGUAUUAUUACUUGUAUCAGCGGUUUAAGUAUAUACGCUGUAUAUAAGGACUGUGAUCCACUAGCUAGCAAAGAAAUCUCUUCAAUGGAUCAAUUAAUGCCAUACUAUGUGGUAGAUGUAAUGAAGUCAGUACCAGGAUUGGCAGGGUUGUUCGUGGCGGGUAUAUUCAGUGCAUCUCUGUCUACAAUAUCGGCAGCAUGCAAUGCGUUAGCAGCUGUCACUCUUACCGACUACGUUAGUAGGUGGUUUAAAAUAAAUCCAACAUAUGUGCCAUGGUUGACAAAAUUAGCAGCGUGUGGGUAUGGGCUAGUGUUUCUGGCUUUAGCGUUCGUCGCGGAACAUUUGGGCGGAGUGUUGCAAGCCGCUCUGACGAUAUUCGGCGCGGUCGGAGGGCCGCUGCUUGGUCUGUUUACAUUGGGAAUGUUUACAACUUAUGCUAAUGAGAGGGGUGUCUCAAUAGCUCUUGUCACUGGUAUGGCAACAACACUAUGGAUCAGUUUUGGGGGUCCCCGUCCUUCUCCGGUGAAGUUACCUGUUAGUAUUGACGGCUGUCCAUUCAAUGUGACGGGGACCAACCCAGUGGUUCCACCGCCCAGUGACUACUUCUAUCUAUAUAGAAUAUCUUACAUGUGGACGAGCCCGAUUGGCUUCGUUUGGGUGUUAGUUGUGGGGUCUAUAAUAUCCCUUGCGUGGAAACAGCAACAUCCCUGGCAGAGGGCGGGCUUACAGCACCCCGACCCUGCACUCUUUACACCACCACUAGCCAAUAGACUGCGGGUUAAAUAUGAGAAGAAAGAUAGUGUUCAGUGUGAACUUUUGAAGCAAAAUGUCCAAGAU